Spodoptera littoralis (African cotton leafworm) is the source of this 1329-nucleotide messenger RNA. NCBI's taxonomy places the organism in Eukaryota, Metazoa, Arthropoda, Insecta, Lepidoptera, Noctuidae. The record is from the annotation of a GenBank genome assembly.
AUGUGCGCUUCAAGAUGCAUGGAUUUGAGUAAACAGUUGCGACAUGGAGAGAUAGCAUUGCACGCUCAUAUACUAGCAGAACCACCUCCUCCACCACCGCAGAAACCUCCUAAAAGUCCUUUAAAUAAACCUGAGGAUGUCAAGAAAGGACAAACACCUGCUAAAGAACACGUUAUUGAUCCUAAUGACGGAACUGAGGAAGCAAAAGAAAAUUUGGUUCGGCAUAUACUACAACUUGUAGCUGAUAACACAGGGUUUUUAGUUGAAGACCGUUUACUAAAACUCAUAGAAAAGUAUCAGUUGAAGUCCAGAAAUUUGUGUACGUUGGAUGCAAUAUUUAUGGCAUUAGAAAUACAAGCGGAAGAAGAUAUAGAACUCUUGUGUGGGACGUUCCUGAACUAUGCGUUUUGUCCUAUUUGCGUCGGUUUGGAAGUGGCGUCGGAAUUCGCCCCCGGUGGCUCAGGGGGCUCGCAGGAUCAGUUAUCUAAAAUAGAGUCCCAAGCUGCUGUUACUACUACUCGGCCAAAAGGUGACAGAAUGUCCAUGGCCAGAGGUCGUACAAGUGUCGCUGCUCGAAGUGUGUCUGCCAGUACGUCACGAUCUGCUCACCUCACCUUCAGGUUUGGAAGUGUCAAGGCUCAUGAGUUAUCACCGGUGGAACAAUUGUUACUGACAGAGGCUGAUGAAAUUAUGCAAAAGUACGGAGAUUAUCAAGAAACUGUUAUGGUGACUGCGGGGACCCCCGAUGGAGGUUCCGCUGCCGGCAGAAGGCCGGGAGGACGCGGCGUUACAGUAGCAACUCAACGAAAAGAUGUGAAGACUCCUCCCAAAGAUGACGUCAAUCCCUUUUUGUGUCCACUGGGACAUGUCCUGGAGAUUGAAUCAAUGCAAGUCUUAACAGCUUUGAGUGAAUUCAUAUCAGUCUUUGUUCCACCUGAGAAGCAAAAACUACAUAACAUUUUACACAGCUUAAAACCACCGAAUUUUGACACACCAUCUCGCAAACUUACCGAGGAAGAGAUCACCAGCUACUGGACGCAGUGGAAAAACAUAUAUCCCCCAGAAAAGGAAAAAUUUUGGGAUGGGUUGUUGACCGGUCUUAACAAUUAUUUGGAAAUCCUGCAAGAACGGGAACGAGUGCACGAGGAGGUGGUGGAACUGCGUCGUCGUAACGUAGCGCUCCGUCAGUUAGUGCGGGGCGCACUUCCCGAAUUACCUGCACCGGUGCCAAAGUACGCGCAACCCGCCCCGAAAGCAUUUGCCGCACCAGUUCCGGAUACAGCACCUACAGCAUAUGCUAGGCUACCACCUAUCUCAAAUAGGAAUUAA